CUUAUCGCCACCAUGGUUCGUGCUCAUCCCACCUUGUCCGAAAGCAUGCACUCCCACGCGGUUUCUCCAUCACUCUGGAAGCGAGCGGAGAGAUCUUGUUCACCUUAGUGCCUGGGCAUGCAUGAAAGCCAGUGGUUGUCGACGCUUUUGAGGAUUGUUUCCGGGCUGUGGAGCUGAUUAUCUACCACGUCGAGAAACCGUUGCAAACGUCCAGCGUCAAAGUUGCAUUAUUGUCUGCACAGAUUUGCUGGUCCACUAAUUACCUUGCGGCGGGCUAGCCACUCGAUUUUGAAGACGAGGAAUGGGUUGGACCUCUGGUACAUAUUUCGGCUGAAAGCCAGAUAUUUCACAACGGACGACUCGCCUUGUCUCUCCACCUGGAACUCUAAAUCUUGAGGUCGACCACAUCAGUUGCAUCGAGUGAGUGUCAACUCGAACUUCCUCAUCAUCAGUAAGGGUUUGGCAACUGCAAUAGACGCAAACAUGUCUACCCACGUACCAGCCGCCCUCGAUCAGGGCACAGGUUAUGGCAUCGUCCUCGGUCUUGGAGCUCUGUUUGCCUUUGGAAUGAUCUUUGUGACAUUUGUCCUCAAGCGUUACAAUGCCGAGCGUCAAACAUCCGAGAUGUUCAACACGGCCGGCAGGACGGUCAAAUCUGGACUUGUCGGGUCGGCAGUUGUGUCUUCGUGGACAUGGGCGGCAACACUCCUUCAAUCCACUGGUGUCUGCUACCGUUACGGAGUAUCGGGGCCGUUUUGGUAUGCGAGCGGCGCCACGGUGCAGAUCAUCCUCUUCGCGACCCUAGCCAUUGAGCUGAAACGUCGCGCACCCAAUGCCCAUACGUUCCUGGAAGUGAUCAAAGCGCGCUUUGGUACAGCCGCCCACAUCACCUUUAUGGUCUUUGGUCUCGUUACCAACAUCCUCGUGUCUCUGAUGCUCAUCGUUGGCGGCUCAGCCACCGUCAAUGCCCUCACUGGAAUGCACACGAUCGCCGCCAUCUACCUUCUCCCAGUUGGCGUUGUGGCGUACACCAUGGUUGGAGGCCUGAAGGCGACUAUCCUGACUGACUGGGUUCAUACCUUCAUCCUCCUCGUCAUCAUCAUCAUCUUCGCCCUCACGACCUACGCCACCUCGGAAGACCUUGGCUCUCCAUCGGCCGUGUACGACCUACUAGUCGAGGCAGCAUCUCGCCACCCCGUCGAAGGCAACAAGGAUGGCAGCUACCUAACAAUGCAGUCCAAAGAGGGCGCCAUCUUCUUUGUCAUCAACAUUGUCGGCAACUUUGGCACCGUCUUUCUCGACAAUGGUUACUACAACAAGGCGAUUGCCGCGUCGCCCGUCCAUGCCCUUCCGGGCUACAUCCUCGGUGGCCUUUCCUGGUUUGCCAUUCCCUGGCUGACAGCAACCACCAUGGGUCUGGCUGCCAUCGCGCUCGAGAGCAACCCGCGCUUCCCUACUUUCCCGAACCGCAUGUCCGAUGACGAAGUCUCGGAAGGACUCGUCCUCCCAUACGCGGCCGUGGCGCUGAUGGGCAAGGGCGGAGCAGUAGCUACCCUCCUAAUCACCUUCAUGGCAGUCACAUCAGCAACUUCAUCCGAGCUCAUCGCCGUGUCCUCCAUCUUCACCUACGACUUUUACCGGACCUACUUCAACCCUAGCGCGAGCGGGAAGCGCCUGAUCUGGAUGAGUCACUGCAUUGUGGUUGGCUACGCGGCCUUCAUCGCCACCUUCUCCGUCGGACUGUGGUACGCCGGAAUCAGCAUGGGCUACCUGUACGUCAUGAUGGGCGUCAUCAUCUCGGCCGCUGUCCUGCCCGCCGCCCUCACCCUGACCUGGUCCGGCCUGAACAAGUGGGCAGCCACCCUGUCGCCCAUUUGCGGCCUGGUCGCUGCCCUGGCCGCGUGGCUCGCGACCGCCAAGCGCGAGUGCGGCGUGCUCGACGUCAAGUGCACCGGCUCCAACAACCCGAUGCUGGCGGGCAACGUGGUCGCUCUGCUGUCGCCGGUGGUACUAAUACCGAUUUUCACGGUCAUCUUUGGUUUGGACAAAUACGAUUGGGUGUCCAUGAUGAACAUCCGCCAAGCAGAUGACCACGACAUUACGGACGCCGCAGGAGUGGACGUCGAGGUUGCGCCAGCAGAGGAAGCCGAGACCCAGGCCAAUUUCGAGGAGGAGCAGCGUAAGCUCGUGCGCGCCGGCAAGAUCAGCAAGACGAUGACAGUCUUGAUGACUGUUGCAUUCCUCGUCCUGUGGCCCAUGCCAAUGUACGGCACAGGCUACAUAUUCUCGAAGCCUUUCUUUACCGGCUGGGUCACCAUCGGCAUCAUCUGGAUCUUCUGCUCCCUCGGCGCGGUUGGAUUGUUCCCCAUAUACGAGGGCAGGAAGACGCUGGUCAACACCUUCAAGUUCAUGAUUUCGGAUCUCGGCGGAAAGCCACGACUCAAGAGACUCGACGCUCAGCAAGUCGGCUCGCCCAGCGGUGGAUCCACCCCGGCCGAGAAGGCUCAGGAUUCCAAGGAUGGAGCUGUGCAGGUUACUCCCGCGUAGUCUGUUUUGCUUUUUCGCAAGCGUCUUGAAGCACAAGGGUGUGUUUUUGUAGUGUUGGAAAAAUACCCAAAUAACGGGACUUUUUUUUCAAGUCCAUCUUUUAUGAUACCACUUUAUUUUAGCCAUCUUAUCUCGGGACAAUUUAUUUAGCCUCUACGGUCUACUAAAUAAACUCCAAAGUGAACCUUCUAUAGUGGGUUUCGUUU
Messenger RNA from Pyricularia oryzae 70-15, 2753 nucleotides. Its product is annotated as urea active transporter. The record is from RefSeq and is a predicted model, not a curated record. Gene Ontology annotation, molecular function: urea transmembrane transporter activity; putrescine transmembrane transporter activity; spermidine transmembrane transporter activity. Gene Ontology annotation, cellular component: plasma membrane. Gene Ontology annotation, biological process: urea transmembrane transport; spermidine transport; putrescine transport. The coding region runs from base 484 to 2547 and encodes 687 amino acids. NCBI's taxonomy places the organism in Eukaryota, Fungi, Ascomycota, Sordariomycetes, Magnaporthales, Pyriculariaceae. The transcript is spliced from 6 exons.